Molecule: messenger RNA, 2436 nt
Organism: Sphaerodactylus townsendi
Lineage: Eukaryota; Metazoa; Chordata; Lepidosauria; Squamata; Sphaerodactylidae
Product: gastrula zinc finger protein XlCGF57.1-like
Exons: 2
Coding region: 58-2256 (732 amino acids)
Biological process (GO): negative regulation of transcription by RNA polymerase II; regulation of cytokine production; regulation of immune system process
Molecular function (GO): DNA-binding transcription factor activity, RNA polymerase II-specific; RNA polymerase II cis-regulatory region sequence-specific DNA binding
Source: RefSeq, a predicted model, not a curated record
UUGGGGGGAAAGAAUAUCUGAUAAAGAAAAUGGUCACCCAUUAAUGAGCAGUGCCUGAUGGAUGACUUGGUUUCUUGCCCAUGUGCUAACUGGACCUCUUUCUUUUUUGCAGCAGCACAUAUAGAUGAGAUGGUUGGGGAAAACCAGGGGUUCUCUGUGGAAAAAGACAAGAAUGAUGUUUCUGAAGGAAAUGUUGAGGACACAGACCGAUCCCCAAGGCAGGAGGGAAGCCAUGCAGACAAGACAGCAGAUAAGCCUGUUCUGUCCCAAGGAGGAUGCUUUUGUGGAAGUCCAGUCCAAGAAGUAAGAUCAACCGAAACAGGAACGAAUGAAUGUCUUCAUGCUAACCAGAGAAUCUUCUCCAGGGAAAACAAAAAUGAAAAUUUGGCAUUUGAAAAUACCUUCAGUAAGAAUAUCACUCUAAUUUCUGAGGCUCAAAUUCCCUUAGGAGAAAAGUUGUAUGACGGCCUGAAGUGCGGAAAGACCUUCAAUGAGAAACCAGCCAUUUCAUCCCAUCAAACUCAGUCAGCAGGGGAUGAGCAGUGGAAUGAGAGUGAUGAGACAGUGCUAAAUAAAGUCAAGAACGAAGAUUUGGAAGGAAUCGUCAGGAAUCGAGAUGGGCCUAAUAAGCAGAAAGGAAGUCACAUGGCUGACAACAGGGAUAAACCUAUUUCAUAUCAAGAACUGGAUUUCAGUGAACUAAUGCAAACAGCUGAGGAAGCAUGUAAGUGCUUGGAAUGUGGGAUGACCUUCUCAGAUCAAAGCCAAUAUGAGAACUAUCUGCAAAUGCACACUGGAAAGAAGACCCAUCAAUGCUUGGAGUUUGGAAAGAAUUAUGUCCACAGAACAGAGAUACCUAGCCAUCAAAGAACAUAUAAAGGUGAGAAACCUUAUAGCUGCACAGACUGUGGCAGGAGCUUCUCAGGAAAAUCAGAUCUUUCUGAAAACCAUUGUUGGAUACGAUCAGGAGAAAAUCAAUUAAUACGCAUAGAGAGUGGAAAGGCCUUCUCUGAUAUAAGAAAGGUUAAUGUACAUCUUCCAAAGCACAGUAUAAUCAGAGCAUACAAUUGUUUUUGGUGUGGAAAGUUCUUCAGCUGCAGAUCAAAGCUCCUGUUGCACCAAAGAACUCACACAAAGGAGAGACCUUUUGAAUGCUUAGAGUGUGGAAAGAGAUUCAGUCGGAAUACCGGUCUUCAACAGCAUCGCAGAACUCACACAAAUGAGAGACCUUUUGAAUGCACAGAGUGUGGAAAGAGGUUCAUUGACAUUAGCAAUCUUCAAAAGCAUCAAAGAACACAUACAAAGGAGAGACCUUUUGAAUGCUUAGAGUGUGGAAAGAGAUUCAGUCAAAAUAGCACUCUUCGAACGCAUCAAAGAACACAUACAAAGGAGAGACCUUUUGAAUGCUCAGAGUGUGGAAAGAGAUUCAAUCAGAGUAGCCAUCUUCAAACACAUCAAAGAACUCACACAAAGGAGAGACCUUUUGAAUGCUUAGAGUGCGGAAAGAGAUUCACUCAUAAUACCACUCUUCAAAAUCAUCAAAGAAUUCACACAAAUGAGAGACCUUUUGAAUGCUCAGCGUGUGGAAAGAGAUUCCGUUGCAGCAGCAGUUUUCAAAUGCAUCAAAGCACACACACAAAAGAGAGACCUUUUGAAUGCUCAGAGUGUGGCAGGAGAUUCAGUCAGAAUGGCAAUCUUCAACUACAUCAAAGAACACACAGAAAGGAGAGACUUUUUGAAUGCUCAGAGUGUGGAAAGAGAUUCAGUCAUAGUAACAACUUUCAAAAUCAUCAAAGAACUCACACAAAUGAGAGACCUUUUGAAUGCUCAGAGUGUGGAAAGAGAUUCUGUCAGAGUGGCCAUCUUCAACGGCAUCAAAGAACGCACACAACUGAGAGACCUUUUGAAUGCUCAGAGUGUGGAAAGGGAUUCCGUCAUAAGAGCAAUCUUCAAGAGCAUAAAAAAACUCACACAAAGGAGAGACCUUUUGAAUGUUUAGAGUGUGGAAAGAGAUUCAGUCAGAGUAGAUAUCUUCAACGGCAUCACAGAACUCACACAAACGAGAGACCUUUUGAAUGCUCAGAGUGUGGAAAGAGAUUCAGUCAGAAUAGUACUCUUCAAAGGCAUCAAAGAACGCACACAAAGGAGAGACCUUUUGAAUGGUUUUUCUUAAAUCAGAAUGAAAGCGAGGACCUGGCUUCCGGUUUCCACCAGCCUGACCAGCCAGACAUUUGCUUAGGGUCCACUUUUAAUUAGUUUUAUCUCUGUUUCAAGCCCUAUUAUCUUUACUAAAGUUUAUGGUCCAGUGAAUCCGCUGCUUUCUCAGGGAUCUUGCUUGAAGCCUGACUCACACUCUUGAGAAUAUUUAUGUCUUCGGCAAACCCUGUGUGAUGGUACCACGCCUAUACUCCCCCUAAAGGACCUUCAAAGGACCCG